AUGGCCUCUCUGGGUGCGAAGCUGCGCUUCCUGAUCACUGCGGGAGUCGGGUUCUUCGCUGAUGGCUAUCUCAACUUGACAAUUGGACUUGUGGUUCCAAUUCUGGGAUACCUAUACUUCCAAGAUGGCAAGGUCUCGGCAGUCGACAGUGAUACGAUCAAAGGCGGCCUCAGUCUGGGCAUGGUGGCUGGCCAGCUCAUCUUUGGCGUAUUAAGUGAUGUCUGGGGCCGCCAUACUAUUUACGGCAACGAGUUGCUUCUGACGAUUUUCGGGACGCUGAUGGUCAUCUUGCUGCCAUGGAAGAACAUGAGUCCCCGGUCAGUAACUGCCUGGGUGACGGUCUUCCGCGUAGUAACUGGUGUUGGAAUUGGAGCAGACUAUCCCUUGUCCUCUUCGUUGUCAGCAGAAAAGUCGCCCUUUGGGUCUCGGGCCACGCAGGUCUUGACCGUCUUCUCGAACAUUGGCCUCGGAAAUACUGCUGCUAGUAUUGUCUUCUUGAUCUUGCUCAAGGCUUUCAAAGGCCCCAUCGCAGAAAAUCAAAAUCACCUUGAAUGGGUGUGGCGACUUCUCCUGGGAAUCGGCAUUAUUCCUGCUGCGUUCACCCUCUACGCCCGGCUGACCAUUACGGAGACUUUACCAUACAAGCAAUAUGUCUGCGAUGAGACCACUGGACAGAAACGCGGCUUCAAAGAACAGUGGAAAGACUUUCGCGAAUACUUCAGCGUACUGAAGCAUGCCAAGGUCCUCUUUGCAACGGCCACUGCUUGGUUCCUCUUCGAUAUCGCUUAUUAUGGAAUCAACCUCAACCAAAGCAUCGUCUUAGCCAGAAUUGGCUAUGCCAAAGGGGCCACUCCUUGGCAGACUCUAUACAACACUGCUGUUGGCAAUAUCAUCAUCCAGGCUGCUGCAAGUCUUUCUGGUUAUCUCCCCGGUUUCUACGUCGGCAUUUUCCUUCCCGACCGCAUCGGACGUGUCCGCCAACAGUUUUGGUCCUGCAUUGGAGUCAGCAUACUUUACGCUAUCUGGGCCGGAAUCAGUACUUCCAGUGCCCACACUCCUACAGCUGGUCUCAUGGUCAUCUUUGCACUUUCUCAAUUUGUGUUGACCGUUGGUCCCAACUGCACCACAUUCCUCAUUCCUGCCGAGGUCUUCCCGACCCGAGUCCGAGGCACCGCCCACGGUAUCUCCGCCGCGGCGGGUAAAUGUGGAGCCAUUCUCACUUCCUUUGCCUUCGGCACGGUCACGGAUGCGAUCAGUCUUGAAGGCGUCUUGGGUCUUUUUUCUGGGCUCAUGCUUCUUACGGCCUUGGUCACGCUGAUGAUCCCUGAAAGUAACAAUCACACCCUCGAGGGCAUCGAGAGAGGCGCACUGUAUGGAGAGGAUAGUGGCACAAACGGUACCGAUUCCCCCAAUAGCAGUGUCACCCAG
This is a messenger RNA of Penicillium canariense, 1428 nucleotides long. RefSeq lists its product as uncharacterized. The record is from RefSeq and is a predicted model, not a curated record. Gene Ontology annotation, molecular function: transmembrane transporter activity. NCBI's taxonomy places the organism in Eukaryota, Fungi, Ascomycota, Eurotiomycetes, Eurotiales, Aspergillaceae. The transcript has 6 exons. The annotation marks the transcript as partial. Gene Ontology annotation, biological process: transmembrane transport. Gene Ontology annotation, cellular component: membrane.